Molecule: messenger RNA, 696 nt
Organism: Cyclocybe aegerita
Lineage: Eukaryota; Fungi; Basidiomycota; Agaricomycetes; Agaricales; Hemipholiotaceae
Source: the annotation of a GenBank genome assembly
AUGCACUUCAUGUUGUUUAGCUUGAGCGCUUUUCUCCUCUCGACCAUCGUGACAAUUGCGGCACCGCCGCCCAACGCCGGCGCUGUGGUCAACUUGCGUAUCGAAGGGGCGCAGCGCACGAUUUUCGAAGGUCCGAUCUUCACCCGAGGCCACAACGUCACUACGAAGUCGGGUGGAAAUCAUCAUUGCGACGGGACGAACAACAACGAAAACCCGAAGCCUGGCCCGACCUGCACCAGCGCGUUAGACGAUGCUAGUAAGAGGAAGAACUUCAGUUUCGAUGGGACAUAUUUUCCGGAAUUUGAUGACUUCUUCAUCACGUCUAUCGAUGGUGACACCCAGACCGACACACAGUUCUGGGCGAUCCUCCUGAACUUCCAGUUCACGCCCGUUGGAGGAUGCCAACAGCAGGUUAAAUGGGGCGACGACGUUCUCUUCGCGUUCGAUGGGUUCGGAAGAGCGCACUACCUCAAACUGUCGGGACCGAAGAUUGCUCGCCAAAACCGUCCCGUAGCAUUGACUGUAACGGAUGGAGAGACGGGGGUGGCCGUUCCGGGUGCGAUCGUGGCUGGGCAGACGAGCAACACCGAAGGGAAAGUGUCCGUUACGUUUUCCAACCUCGGUAUCAAGAACUUGAAGGCAGAGAAGGCCGACUCGAUCCGGUCGAAUAGACUGGAUAUUCACGUCGUUCAGUAG